Messenger RNA from Trichoderma asperellum CBS 433.97, 8215 nucleotides. RefSeq lists its product as uncharacterized. Lineage: Eukaryota; Fungi; Ascomycota; Sordariomycetes; Hypocreales; Hypocreaceae. The record is from RefSeq and is a predicted model, not a curated record.
AUCGGAUUCGCGCCUUCCUCCUCUCCUCAUCCUCGCCAGAUCGUGACGAAUCUGAUCGCGGCGCUCUUGUUCGCUUUUUGUAUCAACCAUUCAUCUUAUUUGUCGGCGUGUUAUAUUUUUUUUUCUGGGCUGUUUUCUCCUGUGUAGCCCUUGCCGACGACGACUUACUCCGCUCGAAGUGAUAAUUUUCGCAAAACCGCAAAUAAAUCAAUUUAUUCGUCGUCUUGUUUUCUGUAUCUGCGGUUUUCAAAGGGACAGCAAGCAGCUGGCCACAAAACCACUCCUACCAGCUAUACGCCUGGAGGAGGGAGCCAUUCCUAUCUGGCAGGCCUCUGCAGCUCUUUAUUUCAGUUUGAGGAAGCAUGCUUAGAGCUUAGAUCUAGACAGUAGGAACGCUUUCGCAUCCUGUCCAAAGACACAAUGGAGGGCUCGCACAACCAGCAAGUGAGGCGAGCUCAGACUUCUCUAAACCCAGAGACCCCGUCUACAAGCUACCAGGUCAAUGUUAAGCGCAAUAAGACCAGGAAAUGGGUUGAGGCUAAGGUCCAAAACUAUGACGGCGACGACUGGGGAGCUGACGAAUACGACGAAGAAUCUGAUCCUGAUCAUGACUCCUCGGCAACUCCUCCUCCCCCCAUCAACCCCUCGCUGCGCACCUUUUCCGGCACCGAUCUGCUACAUUCUCGCCACAACACGCCCAGUCCAGCCUCGAGCUUGAGUGCGUUGCCGUCGUUGCGAUCACAAGUUCCGCAGCCUCCCGCUGUGCCACCAGCCAGCGAGUCUCCGCGCAUUGCAGUUGCAUCGCCUGAUGUGUCGGACCUAUCGGUUCGCAGCAACUCGGACUCGAUUGCCAGCCCUCAUGUAGUAUCACCCCAGUCUGUGCAGGGCCGUGACGGCGAUGGUAGCAAUCUGCCGUUGGCCGGCAUUGCUCAGCUGCCUUCGCAGGUCCAACAACAGCAACAACAAGGGCCCGGCGGCUUCAACGUGUCGCGCACCCCCAGCUUUGAACAGGCCGUCAAGCCCACGUCUACACCUCCGGUUGCUGGUGAUCGCUUCGCGACACCUCCUCAGAAUCCCGCCGCAUCCCCGCCACCCGCAGACCAACCGCCUCCCGUCAUUUACUCUCCCAAUAACUACAGUCGCCUUCCGGACGAGAAUGAAGAUCACGCGGCUUUAGCGCUCGCUCCAACUACCACCGCUGGAAGCGAUCAAGGUGCAUUCGCGCCAAAACCUUUGGUCAGGGAAGAUACACGCGAUACCUGGGAAAGGGACGAGGAGCCUUCCUCUCAUGCUGACCAGCCUGGUGUCCCGGAAAUCUCUCCAGACGUUGCUGAGUCUCAAAUCGACCGUGGGCGAAUGUCUGUUAGUCCAAAGCUGCCAGACCUUUCACGCAUGUCUGCCUUUGGAGCAGACCUCUUCUCAUCGUCUACGAGUAACAAUUUUCCAAAGGAGCGUGUCAUUGAUGAAAAUCAAGCGGACAGAGGUGAAGAGCCGGCUGCCAGUCCAGCAGCUGCCCCUCCAGCCAUUGACUAUAGUCAAACCGCUCCACCGACUGAAGGCCAAGAUCACUCAGAGGUACCGGGCGGUGCGCCUCUUUCUCAAUCUUCUGAUCUGUUUCCUGGCAGAAACAUUCCUUCUAUCCCUCCUUUGCGAACCCCUAGCCCCCACGAACCCCGAACUGCCGUUCCCAUGUUUGAGUCACAAGGCACGAAGAUUACUCCAACAGAACCUCUUCAGCCGGGCAGAGAAGAGUCUUUGGCAGAUGUUGAAAAUCCUCAGCUGUUCCAAAGAAUGCAGACUUACAGCACCAGCACAUCAUCUCCCGUUAAAGAUAGUCCUCUGAAAGAGAAUGACGUGCUCAGCGACGAGAUUAUGCGGACCCUCAGCCCUUCAGGUGCGGUCGCUGCUGAAGUCAAGCCUUUCAGCGACGGCCCUCAGCUGCAUCCAGCGGGAGAUCGGAGUGCCGUUAGAGAGAGUAGCUACACACUUGGUGACUACGAUAGCUACUGGGCAGAUGCUGCAGCAAGCUUGGACGAUGCUUCGGCACCGCCACAUGAGACUCUCGCCACUCCACAGCCGCCUCAGCAAUCGGUACAGGGACAGCAGCAAGGAGAAGGAAAAGAGGAGCCUCAGGAGCUUCAGGAGCCUCAGUCUUCACUCAGACGAAGAUUCUCUUGGGAGGACGAGCAGCGCACCCCCACGGGUCAGCCUCAGACUCCUACUCCUCUGCCAGCCCCGCCAGCAGAUGAUGGCUCCUCUGCUCCUGCGCUUCAUCUUACUGCGCCGUCUGGCCAGCCGCUUGAGCCAUCCGUGACGAACUUGACUAACGAAUCUCGUAGCCAUAGCCCUGUAUCCCAGCUGUCGCAAGCACCACCAGCGGGAUCUGGCGUGGGUGCACCACUGGCGCUUCAGACGUCUGUCCUGGGGCAUGAUUCGUCAUUCCCAGAGCCUCCUUCUCCAGUGUCUGUGUCUGUCCUCAGUGAUAAGCCUUCUACCACUGCCCGUGAACAGUCAUGCCUGUCUAUUGCGGAUGAGAAGGUACUGGUUGACCAGGGAUCCGUCAGUCUGGAGACGGGAACUCCACCUCCUGCAGAAUCUCACCCGGCCAUAUCUUCACCGACUUCUGCAGCAUCUGUACCCGCUCCACAGACCCCUGUUCACAACGCGGCACUCCCACAGGCCAAAGCAAUGAACUUUAAGGACAUUAUGGCUUUGUCAACGCCGUCAGAGAGGAUAGACAAGUAUGGCGAGGCGCGCCAGAUCUUGGCUGCCAGAGACUCUGGCCUGGACACUUGGCUUGUGCACAUGUCCACAGAGCACCCUGAGCUCCCGGCGUCCAAGUCUGUUCCCGGCCAGACGUCUCAAUCAACUAACAAUGCUGCUCUGCCGGCGGGAGCUCAGCCCUCCGGUCAACAGCCCUAUCACCAGCACUCGCCCAGCACAGCCGGGCCACAAAGCGGCGGAGGUGGCGGCGCUCGCUCCAGGUUGGGUGGAUUGUCGAUGCCAUCUCAGAUGUCCGGCAGCGCGCUCAGUCACUCGGGCAAAGAGAUUGGCAACAAGAGCAAGGAAUUCAUGCAUUCAGCUGGGAAGAUGGGCAAGGGACUGUUGAGCAAGGGCAAAAGCAAACUGCGCGGAAGCGGGGACAAGGUCGAUACCAUUCCGCCGGACCAUCCAGUCCCCCACAAACCGCACCGACGCUCGACAUGGCGCUUCAGUCUCGAGCCAAGACCUCAGGACGAUCCUGCCCCACAUACCAGCAGCGUCGAGAUUAUUGAGACGACUCCGCCACAGCUGCCCGACCCGUCCCCGAUCUCACCCUUGAACGCCGCAUCGGGGGCUGGAUCGGCCUUUCCAUGGACCGUCGAGAACGACAUUCCACACCAGGACGUGUCGCCGGUAAAAGAAUCCAUCGACGACGACGAGCGCGUCAGAUUGGACGAAUUAGUAAUCGCCAAUUCCUUCCUGCCUGGUGCUUAUGCGUCAGCAGAGCACGGCGAGGGCUUCUUCCCCGCUGGCCAGCCGGGGGCGUCGGACGUGAACUUGGACAUGGUGACACCGGACGACUGGGUGGUGGUGCAACACCAAGGCGAGCAGAGCCAGGCCCAACGAAUGUCCCUGUCGCACAGAGCCAUGGCCACGCAGGACAUCGCGGGUCCCGGAGCUGCGAUCGGCUCUGCAGUCGGAGCUGCAGCCGAAGCUAAUGCGCCCCAACAUCAAGCCUGGCAGCCACCAACCCAAUCCCAAACUCAAAACCAGCCCCAGAGCGGCCCGGAUACGCCCCAACGCAACUCGUCCUUCAUCGGCCUGCCGCCUAUCAGGAGAGGCUCAACGUUUGGUCCCAAGCCCAAGGCUCGACGGGCCACCGAGCGUUUCUCCCUGGACGAUGAGGAUGACAAUGCCGAUAGUGCCAAUGGCUGGGCUGUUGCCGGCGCCGAUGGCUAUGAUGGCGUUCAUCCUGCUCAGCGUCCAGGCGGCGGCUUCGAUAGGCCAGCUGCAGCUCCCGCAGAGGCGUUGAUGAAUACGAGUAAAACCCUUCCCCCUCAGCCAAUGCAAGGGGUACCGCUGCCGACGGCAGUCAACUUUAGUCAGGGGCAGCCCCCUAAUGCGGGUCGCCAGUACCAGCAACCACAGCAACAACAGCAACAGUCGCAGCUGCAGCAAUAUCCUGGGGGACCUAAUCCUCAAUUCGCCCAGAUCGGCCCUCACAACGUGCCUCCGGGAAUGCCAGCGCCAAUACUGAGUAGCUUAGUUCAGAAACCUCCGCCUACAGGCUCGUGGAAGCUAGAAGAAAGCCAUUUGACUGCGCCACUUCAAGUCACCAAGAAGCGUUCCGGCACAGAUAUUGCACAGCAGUUUGCCUAUAGCGCAUACGACAAAGAGCUUGGUUUAGAAUAUCCAGCUGCUCCAAUGCCUCCCGCCCAAGGCCCUCCAGGGCGAUUCAGGAGCGACGUGCCUCCAUCAUCUGCUCGGCGCUAUCCAGACUUAUUUUCUCUAUCCCCUGCGCAAGACCCGCGGCAGCAGCACAUUCGAGGCCAAGGAUUUCCUCCUCCCCAGAUGCAACAAGGCCGCCCGCCUAGAGAAGGGGCGGCUGGUCCACGACAGCAGCAGCAGCAGCAGCAGCAGGGCGGGCCAGAAAGCCCUGCGAGUGGCAUGACAGCUGAGGAUCGUGGCCGUAGGAGAAAUUCUGGCAUCUUCAGAGACAUUGGAACGCGACUUGCGAGGGCAACCUCUAGAGAACGCCGGAGCUCUGUUUCUGACGUUAAGCCGCGAGGAGAUGAAAUGUCUGAAGGCAGCGUGGUAACGGAGGAUGCCUCGGAUCGAAAGAGAAAACGAGCCAGCUUCUUCGGGCUCAGUGGCCGCCCUAUAUCGGCGGAUCAGGCUCCCCGAAAUCAAGCUGGAGGUGAGGUGCCCACUGAUUUUCACGAGGAGCGGAAGCGGUCUUUAUUCGGUGGCGCACCCCUCAAGAUAGGUCCUGGUAACUUUUCUCGCUCGUCUACCGCAAACUCCGCGUUUGAGCAAGCUGCUGGUCCUGGUAGCGAAACAAAUCCGCACAAGAGGAGGAUAUCCGACAUCGCCAAGGUAUCUGGCAUUGCAGGCCUGUUUGGUCGCUCCCGUCAAGAUCGGUCUUCAUUAGGCGCAAUUCCCACAUCCCAGCAGAGCGAUGAACAAAGACAGACCUCUCAAGCGUCGAUUCAGAUACCACCUAUGCAAUUGCCAUCUUUGGAUUUUGCAUCCGACCCGCUGGAAUCCAUGUCCAGCUUGGGAUUCGAAGAGUCAUUCCAGGAUUACCGUCGUGAAGAACAACCUACUCAAAAGCAUCUUGUCAAUUCUCAACUUCACUCUGCUCCUCCUGACAACUUUAUCAACACUCAAGCUAGAGCAGUCUCUCCACUGUCCAAUAUUGUGAGCGCCCAGGAGGGGGCAGUUCCUGCAGUGGUGGCACCGCCUACGAUUAAUCAAUCAGCACAGGGAAUGCCCCAGGACAAUCCACAAAUUGACCAAGAUGUUGCCGGCGGAGAGGAUUUGGAAGCGCCGCCGGGGCUCCAGGCGGACUCGAUGGACGAAAAGACUCCCAAGCUUCAGGAUUUCAUCUUCCAGGAAAAGAUGGCAGCUCUCCAACUCAGCGGAUUGGACGAUAAUGUUAGCGAAGAAGAGAUCUCGAGAUCACAAACAGUGUCUCCGGACAUAUCUAUCUCGUCUAAUACCAAGGCGGAGGAGCACAUUCCUGAGCGAAAUGAGAUUUUGAUUACGCCGCCUCCUGAGACGUCUCUUCCUGCACCUGCGGAUUCUGACGCCAUCAACCAUUCUGCUGUUGCCAGGGAUCUACCACCAUCGAUCCAUUCUUUCCCAUCCGUCUCUUCACUUCGUGAAAAAUCGGACGCCAAGUCUGUUGAGCAAGAAGAAGGCUCUGUGCAUCAAACCAAAGAAGAAGAGGCGGCAAUUUCUCGUGAACCUUCGCCACAGAUUGCAAAGUCGGAGGUAUCCAGCAAAGUUGCAACCCCGACAUCUGAGCACCAGCAGCUGCACUCGCCGGCUUUGGCCGCUGUGAAGGUGUCAGAGACCCAAAGCCCUGAGCCGCCGGCCACUCCCCAGUCUCAGGUUCGGCCUGAACCCCAGCAAAGGCCUGAGUUUCAAGCUCUACCCGAGCCUCAGCAGCUACCUAUAUCUCAACAGAGACCUAUAUCUCAGGAGCGACUUGAAUCUGAGCCGCGACCUAUAUCUCAACAGCGACCCAUAUCUCAGCAGCGACCCGAACCUCAACAGGAACCCGAACUUCAGCAGGGGCCUGGGCCUCAACAGCGGCCUAUAUCUCAGCAGCGACUGGAAUCUGAGCAACAAUCCGAAUCUCAACGACCUGAAUUUCAGCAGCGGCCUACCUCUCAGCAGCGGCCCAUGUCCCAGCAGCGGCCUCCACUAGCACCAGACCAGAGACAGCAGUUUCAGCAAUUUCAUGCCCAGGGAUCAGUUGUUCCUGUCGGUGGUAACCAACCAGUACUGCAGCAGCGGCCUCAAUACCCGCCCUCAGUAAGCAUCUCUAACGCCUCCAUCGCUUCAGAGGCAUCGACUCCAAUCUACAGUACCCAACAAUCUAGAUCACAUAAUCUCUUCCCAGGACUUCCCGUCUCACCGGGACGAGCAUUGACACAACCUCCAGAUGGCUCAGCUCAACAGAAAGAAAACCAAGGAUCACGAUGGAAGGGGUUUAGGAAUCGAGUGACAGAGCAAAUCUCCCAAAAGACACAGCCGCAGCAGCAGCCGCCGCCGCAAUUACAGCAGCAGCAGAGUCAGAGCAAGACUCUUGUGGGAGAGAAGAUCAAGGGCAACAAGCUGCUGGGGGCUCUCAGGCGAACGUCAAAGCAGCCGGAGCUUGUCCAAAGUCAGAGCCUUGAGCCGUCUCCCAGCUCCAGGCAGCUUCAACACCCGAACCCACAGCCUCAUCCGCAAGGAUAUCAGCCGCAGCCUGGACAAGUGCAAGGGCCACGACCUCCUGCUAACCAGUACCUGCAACCAUCUAUGCAACAGCCCCCUAAUCUUCCCAGGGCGAAGACCAUGCCCGCUGGACAUUUACAGCAACAAGGCGCGCCGCCGCAAGGUCAAACACGCUCAUCAGAACCACGGUAUGAAAGCGUUCCAAUUCCCAGAGGGUAUGCCGCAGUGCAUGGCGAGGGUAGAAUAGUGCCAUCACCGUAUCAACCAAGUCUUCGACAACACUUGCCGCAUGGUCAGUUUGCUCCUCCACAGCCGCAUAUGCAACAACAGCAGCAUCCGCAUCUUCACCCUCAACAACAUGUGCAACGGCAAUGGCAGGGAGCCCACCCUCCACCCAUGAGUUAUCAGCAUCAUCAUCAGCCUCAGCCUCAGCCAGCUCAAUAUCACGGUGGCCAGCAGUCACCUCCAAUGGUUCAGGGCCCAGUUUCGGCACCUUUGCCUCAUGAGAGACCUCUUCAUAUGAGAUUUCCAUCCGACCCUCGGUCCGACUACUUUCAUUCUCAGAGUUCUAGCUCGCUAAAUACCCAGCAUAAUAGACAUAAUUCCCAGGGUAGCCAGAACAGCAGAGUUGGACUACCACGACCUCCCAGUGAUUUAGGCAGCAAUCUGGGGAAAUCGCAUUCGGCCAGUCCACAGCCAUCUGAGAGAGAAAAUCUUCCUGUUGUAGAUGGUGUUCGAUCUGCCUCACGAAGUCCAGCUGUGUCGGUUGGAGCCGAUCAGAAGCCGGAUUUGAAGCCUGAAACAAAGUCAGAUAAGACUGCUGAGUCGACUCGACCUUCAAGCCUUGGCAUAGAUAUAGAAAAGGCUCAGCAGCUAGAAGAGGAUGACCUUUAUUCUGCCACACCUAGGAAGAUAGAAAACGGCGUGCAACCUACUAUAUCUCGAACCAUGUCGAACGAACAGGCAGAAAGCUCAGCGGGUGCAGCUACGCAGGCAAACGUGAAGCGAUCUAAUACCGUGUUAGCAGAAUUGGAGGACACCGAAGAAGCACGCAAGCGAGCCAUUAGGCUGGCGUCGCAAGAGGAGAAGAUAUUCUACGAGCCUGAGGACGAGAUGCCCAAAAUGAGUGCGACUAGUUAUCCCGGCCAAGAAUGGAACCCGUUUGGCGAACAAGAGUUUGCAGACUGGAGGGAAGAUUGAACUAUUUAGUUCACCGGUACAUAUGACAAAUUGCCAUUUAUUUAUUUUCUUUCACAUUUUUCUUUCCUUCCCCCCCCCCCCCCCC